GCCACCGCGGCCCGCCCGUCCCGACCCCUGAGCCCCUCGGUCCUCUGUCUCGCGGCUGCUGGCGGCAUGAUCCGACGGGCCGGGGCGCCCGUGCGCGGGGACCCCACGGGUCCCAUUUCAGAUGUUGGCAAAGAAGAGGGCAAGGAAGAGAAGGAGGAAGAUGGUGUGGGGCUCUGUCUGCCAGCCACCCCGAAGAAUUGCCUUCCCCGCCGGGGCAUCAGUGUCUUGGAGAAGCUCAUCCGAACGUGCCCCGUGUGGCUGCAGCUGGGUCUGGGUCGGGCCGAGGUGGCAGGGAUCCUGCAGCAGGAGGCGGCCGGGACAUUUCUGGUCCGCAAGGAUGGCAGCUUGAAGCAUCUGGUUCUCUGUGUCCACGUUCCUUCCCGGAAUGAGGGCUCAUCUGAGGUGCUUGAAUACACCAUUAGAGAAGAGAGAUCGAUCUUGUACCUGGAAGGCUCGGUUCUUGUGUUUGAGGACAUCUUCAAACUGAUAGCGUUCUACUGUGUCAGUAGAGACUUACUGCCCUUCACGCUGAGGCUACCCCAGGCCAUCCUCGAGGCUCGUAGCUUCACAGACCUGGAGACCAUCUCUAACCUGGGUCUGGGCUUCUGGAACUCUGCGCUGAACCCCCGGCGAGCAGCAGGAAGCCCAUCGGAGCCCCCCAGAGACCUGGCCCCCAGGGGGGUGCCCCCAGCCUCCAGCCUCAGGCCUACAGCCCAUUACUCAAACUGUUCCUGCGAAAUUGAGCUGGCGGUGGGAAAUGACUGCCUGUGGUUUGUGAACCCUGUCUUCAUCGAGGAUUGCAGUGGAGCCCAGUCCACUGACCCGCCAUCCCUGGGAAGCUGCCCUGUGCGCCUCUUGCCCCUCACCUCCAACGCUACCUCACCUACCUCCCGGUGGGCCCCACGCCGCCCCCCACCCCCACCCCCAGUCCCCCCCGCCAAUCCCCCACUCCGGCCUCCUCCUCUCUCCCCUCCUCCGCCCCCAACUCCUGCUCUUCCUUGCCCUUCGCCCCGUUCUGACCCCGUGGCUGCUGCUCCCCACUCCCCAGAGCCCCUUGUUCUCACACCCCCAGUUUCUGCCACCCACCUCGCACCCCAUGCCCCAGGCCCCCCAGACCUUCCAAGCCAUACACCCAUGACAGCCUGCGAGAGGCUCCCACACCCCUCCCCAGGCCUGGGCCCCCUCCGGGAGGAAGAGAUGAAACCGGGAGCCGCCCCCAGCCCCUUGCAGCAGGCCUCUGCCCCACCACUGCUCUCGAAGAAGAGACUCCCUGCUGCACCCCCCAGACGUCACCUCUCUGAGAGGGCCUCCCUUGAGGAACUCAGCUCGGGGAAGGCAGACAGGGGGAUGGCAGCAGAGGGGGAUCAGUUGGGCACUUCCAGGGCAACCUCGCUCAGCCUGCCUCUCCAGGGGACCUCAGACAGUCCUGGGGACAGGCCUCUGAGGACCACGGAGCAAGACCAGGAAGCGGAGGCCAAAGCCAGUGGCCCGGGCAGCGUACAGGAGCCUCCAAAGAAGACCAAGCAGCCCCCAGUGCCACCCCCCAGGAAGAAGCGCAUCUCCCGGCAGCUGGCCUCGGCCCUCCUAAGUCCCUUUGAAUGCCCUGAGCGCUCCAUGGAGGAGGUAGCCCCUGAGAAGCCCCCAUCUGGGCCACCCAAGGAAGGCCCAAGCCCUGCCCCCCAAGUUGGGACUCUGAGCCUCCAUGCCCAGGCCGGGGCCCAUCCCCAGAGCUCCGCAGAGUUCACAGGCUCCCUGGCCUCCCUCUCGGAAAGCCUGGGCGUGCCUACCUUGGCCACAGACCAGGACUCCUACUCAACCAGCAGCACAGAGGAGGAACUGGAGCAGUUCUGCAGCCCCAGCGGGAAGAAGAAGCCCUCGAUGAUCCUGGGCAAGGCCCGGCACCGGCUGAGCUUGGCGAGCUUCACCAAUGUCUUCCACGCCUUCCUCUCCAACAACCGAAAGCUGUACAAGAAGGUGGUGGAGCUGGCACAGGACAAGGCCUCGUACUUCGGCAGCCUGGUGCAGGACUACAAGGUGUACAGCCUAGAGAUGAUGGCGCACCAGGCCUCCAGCACCGAGAUGCUACAGGAGAUCCGCACCAUGAUGACCCAGCUCAAGAGCUACCUGCUGCAGAGCAUCGAGCUCAAGGCCCUAGUGGACCCCACCCUGCACUUGGAGGAGGAGCUCGAAGCGAUUGUGGAGUCUGCCUUGUACAAAUGUGUCCUCAAGCCACUGAAAGAAGCCAUCAACUCCUGCCUGCACGAGAUCCACAGCAAGGACGGCUCACUGCAGCAGCUCAAGGAGAACCAGCUGGUGGUCCUGGCCACCACCACCACCGACCUGGGCGUGACCACCAGCGUGCCGGAGGUGCCCAUGAUGGAGAAGAUCCUGCAGAAGUUCUCCAGCAUGCACAAGGCCUACUCGCCUGAGAAGAAGAUCGCCAUCCUGCUCAAGACCUGCAAACUCAUCUACGACUCCAUGGCCCUUGGCAACCCAGGCAAGCCCUAUGGGGCCGAUGACUUCCUGCCUGUGCUCAUGUACGUGUUGGCCCGCAGCAACCUCACUGAGAUGCUCCUGGAUGUGGAGUACAUGAUGGAGCUCAUGGACCCCGCCCUGCAGCUGGGGGAGGGUUCCUACUAUUUGACCACCACCUACGGGGCCCUGGAGCACAUCAAAAACUACGACAAGAUCACAGUGACCCGGCAGCUGAGCGUGGAGGUGCAGGACUCCAUCCACCGCUGGGAGCGUCGGCGCACUCUCAACAAAGCUCGUGCCUCCCGCUCCUCCGUGCAGGACUUCAUCUGUGUGUCGUACCUGGAACCCGAGCAGCAGUCACGGACGCUGGCGUCACGGGCGGACACGCCGGCACAGGCACUGUGUGAACAGUGCGCUGAGAAGUUUGAGGUGGCGCAGCCUCAGGACCACCGGCUCUUCGUGCUGGUAGAUGGCCGCUGCUUCCAGCUGGCAGACGAGGCACUGCCACACCGCAUCAAGGGCUAUUUGCUUCGAAGCGAGCCCAAGCGCGACUUCCACUUUGUGUACCGGCCCCUGGAUGGUGGCGGGGGCAGUGGGAGCCCACCUUGCCUUGUCGUUCGGGAGCCCAACUUCCUGUGAGGCCCCCACCCAAUGAUAAUAGUUACAGAGACUGGCCCUGGGGCAGAGGAAUGGGCAAGCCGGGCUCACACUCGCUCAUCCCCACUAACCCUCAGCCACACCCACUCAUACAUGCACACACCCCCACAUCUGAGCACACACACUGGGGCACAACUGGACACACAGACACACACUCCCAGCAUGGAUGCUCACACACACACACACACACACACACACAACCCACUGAGCGUGCCUAGGCCAACCUCCCAGGACGAUUGUGAAUAAAAUGGGGCAGCUGUCAAAGGCACUUCCUGAGGGAGAGGCAUGGUACCAGGAGGCCACUGAGGCCAAUUUCUUCACUAGCCAGAAAGGGAAACUGAGGCCCAGAGAGGGAAGGGACUCUUCAACCAGUGCAGCAAACAAAGCCCACGCCACCCCUGUUCACAGAUCCCUCUGUCUUCCCCACACCCAGCCCUAUCUUCAGUCACCCCCAGGGAAGGGCUCAACCUGGUUUCCCAAGGACUGACCAGGGAAGGGUGGCCUGGCCACAGCUGUGCCCACAUCUGCCGGGAAGGAGCUGGGAUGUAUUAGACCACUUGGGCAUCUCUCAGGGAGAGUGUUGGGGAGACAGCACCCCUACAUGGACCCUGCUCUCUGCUACCAGUGCCUAGUCCUCCCACAGCCCUAAGACCCAGAACAGCCAGCACACAUCAGGGCCUCAAGUGAGGCCAGGUCCCGGAAGGCAUGGGCCACUGGGAACACUGACAGGGCCCUUUCUCAGAGGCUUAGGAGGGUAAGAAGUACCCAGGGGCGACCUCUAAGUUUGCACCUGCACCCAUCUCCACCCCCACACCUCAUCGAAUGUGGGUGGGGGUGGGGGGUGGGGGGAUUUGCCCCUUGGACUUGCACCCAGGGGCAAAUCCCCCCCACCCCCUCGCUAUGCCUCUGCCCUUCCCCUGGAGACAUGCCUGGGGCUACAGACACUGUGGCAGGAGGCGCUAUGGGGAGAGUUUAAUAAAAGCCCUUUUGAAAACGGCCUCUCCUUUUGUGAAUGGCCUGGGGAGCUCAUUCCCAGGUGGGAUUCCAAAGGCCCCCUCCUGCCACCAAGGGCCUUGUCCUCUGAAAGAACCUCCACUGUCCUGGGGGCUACGCUCAGCCACCCUCAGCCCUCAGGGUGCUGGCCCCAAUCUCCUUGGCCUCGUUAUCUCAUGUGUCCCCAUGGUCCUUGGUGCUCAUUCACCCCCAUCUGUGACUUGUUCCCAGAACCAUCUUUCACCUUCUCACCUUUGCUGCCCCUUGUCCUCACAGGAGGCUAGUCUCUGCCCCCCUGAGACCCCAGAGAGCAGGAGAGCUACCUGGAGUCCCGCCAUCUGGAAGCCUACACCCCUGGGGAGAUGGGAUGGGACAAAUGGAGGGGGCCUCACCCAUUGAGCUGUUCAGAGCCCUGGAGUGCUUGGCUGUUAAACAAAUUACCCCACAUUAUUCUACUAAAUCCUCACAACAGCCCCUGAGGGAGGUAUUUAUGGAUGAGGACAUCAAGGCCCAAAGAGGUAGAGUGAUUGGCCAAGGCCACACAGCGGGUGAGAGGCCAAAGUGGAGUUUGAACUUGGGGCUGGCUGGCCUCCAAUCCAUGGCUCUCUUAUCUGCCCCACUCCUGGAGGACUGGCCUGAAUGGCUGGCUGACCAAGGGGCCCUAGAUGCAAGCAGCUUCUCCUCCAGGUCCCCAAGCAAGGGGUCGGAGUCCAGAGCCUUGUAUGUGUCCAAGGGUGACAGGGCCACUGGCCAGGAUGUGGGCAUGGUGUUUGUCCCCUCCUUCCCUAUCACAGGCUGGGGCUUGGCCAGCAGGGCUGGGAGAAGCCACCCAGGGUUUCUGCAGAGAGAUGGGGCAGCCCUGGCCCUGUUGCUCCUCCAGCCCCGUGGCUACCCUCAACAGGUGGGUGCAACGUGCUGCCCAUCCUAAGGAGAGUCUCAAAGUGGUCCUGUAGGUGCCCAGCCAGUAAUGUGGAGUAUCCAGCUGGCAUUUGUUAUGAGCAAGUUUUUGCUGGGGUGGGGGGAGGACAGGAGAAGCCUGCAGGUACAGUGGGCAGAGAGGAGCAGAGGCCUGGGAGGGAGGAGACAGGAGGGCAGUGAGGAGGUGUGGGUGCGCUGGGUGCAGUGUGGACAUCCCCCCAAACACACACACAGAGACUAGCCCGCCCACCCCACCCCCAGCUGCCCCAAGGCCAUGCCUGAAGGCCCUGGCACACAUUUGCUGAUGCGGUUGCUGGGCUCACCCUCAACUGCCUGGGCUCCGGGGCUGGCAGUCUCCUGCUCAGCAGGGUCACGGGGUUGGGGCGUGGGAAGCAGCUGUGGCAGGAAGCAAGCCGUCCGUUUCCAGGACAGGCACACAGAGCUGGGCUUUGGGAAAAGUGCUGACUCACCGCAGUGGCUUCCCCUCGUCCACAGUUGUCAGGCAAUUUGCUGGAAAACACUGGCAUCUGGUAAGACUCUGGGAACUGACUCCACAGCCCACGCAGCCUGAAGUCAGAGGGAAAUUCAGAAAACCAUUCAGCUCCAGGCCACAACCAGCUGCGCACUUGGCAAGUCAUUGUGCUUCUUGGUGCCUCAGUUUCCCUGAUUGCCCAGGCUCAUUGAAGGGAUCACUAAGGCUCCUGGGGAGCAGGGCAAGCAAGGGAAAUCUCAGCUCUUCUUGGAAAGGUAACUGAAUUUGGGCUACCACAUUGGUCGUGGAAGUUGUUCACUGCCAAGGCUACACAGCUGAGGGGACAAGUAGGAAUGGAGAUCCAGUCUGGGCUCCAUUUGCCAAGCUGUACACGCUAGCAUGGGACUGUGUCUACUCGGGAAGAGGUGCCUAUCCCCAAUCCACACAGCGGCACUAUAUGGUCUAGAGCAGGUCCAGGAGAACUCGAGUCUAGGGGUAGCUGAGCCGUGGGGUGUUUUCAGCUUCAGGGGACCAGUGUAAUGAGAGCAGGGGGCAGAACCUCAUAGGGCUUGGGAUUGUGAAGGGCACGAGACCCAGCUGGGGGAGAGUAAAGAGGAUGCCUGGAGACAGGGACACCUGUGCUGGGUCUUGAAGGAUGAGGAGCUGGUGGUGCAGAAGGGUCAAAGGGCCUCUGCCGGGCUGUGGCAGAUGGCUCUCCAUGGGCCUCUAGACUGUCUGCAAGACGAGAAGAGGCCGACAGCUUUUGUCCCAGACUGACUUUUUAGAGGUGUUUCAGUAACAAAGAGCCUUGGAAAAUAGAGUGUCUCCCUCCUGGACAGAGGCAGGUUUUUCUCUGGACCAGGAUAAUAAAGGAAUGCCUCCUGCCUUGGAAGAUAGUGUCUCGCUCCAGGGAAAGAGCUGGACAGGCUUGCUGUCAUCCAUCUUUAUAAGGUGGCUGUUGUUAGCUGCCAUCAUGACAGCCUCCAACUCAUGGCGACUCCAUGCACAAUGGAACAAAAUGCUGCCUGGUCCUGUGCUAUUCCUGUCACCAGUUGCAGAUCAGAGAGUUGUCAUCCACAGGGUUUUCACAUUGGCUGUUUUUCAGAAGUAGAUCACCAGGCCUUCUUCCUAGUUCUCCUUAGUCUGGAAGCUCCACCUCAACCUGUUCAGCAUCACAGCAACACACAAGCCUCCACAGGUGGUAGCAGCACACGAGGGGGCCUUGGCUGGGCAUCAAACCUGGGAGAAUCCCACCAUGGAAGCGCCACUGCCCUUUUAAAAGAUUGGAGUUUCCUAAACUGGAGGCUCCUCAGCUAUGAUACAGACCCACUGUGUGCAGCAGUAUCCUGGUCCUGCCUCUGCAUCACCCCCAGGGGACUUGGUGGGUUUCUUAGUUUCUUCAUUCUGCUAUAACAAAAAUACCACGAAGUGGGUGGCUCUGAAGAACAAAAGUUUAUUUUCUCAUAGUUCUGGGAGCUAGGAGUCCAAAUUCAGUACAUCAGCAGGGACCUGUUCUCUCUCCGCCCGCUCUGGGGGAAGAUCCCUCUUUGUUGCUUCUGUUGUUGUAGUGGGUAGGUGCCGUUGAGUCGGUUUUGACUCAUGGCCACCCUGUGUACAACAGAACGGAACCCUGGUCCUGCGCUAUCCUCAAAAUCGUUGCUGUGCUUGGGCCCAUUGCUGCAGCCACUGUGUCAGUCCAUCUCAUGCGGGCCUUCCUCUUUUUUGCUGACCCUCUACUUUAUCAACCACGAUGUCCUUCUCCAGAGACUGGUCCUUCCUGAUGACAUGUCCAGAGUACAUGAGACAAACUCUCGCCAUCCUUGCUUCUGAUGAGCAUUCUGCUUGUACUUCUUCCAAGACAGAUUUGUUUGUUCUUCUGGCAGUCCGUGGUAUAUUCAAUAUUCUUUACCAAUACCGUAAUUCAAAGACAUCAAUUCUUUUUUGGUCUUCCAUAUUCAUUGUCCAGCUUUCACCUGCACAUGAGGCAACAGGAAACACCAUGGCUUGGGUCAGGCACACCUGCUUCUGUAGCCCUGGGCAUUUCUUGGUGUUCCUUGGCUUGUAGACGGAUCUUCUCUUGCUAUCUUCCCCGUUUCCCUGAUUGCCCAGGCAUGAAAUCUCUCCAUAGCCUUUUCUCAUCUUGCAGACACUCUAGAGGCCCAUGGGGAGCUGUCUCCCACAGCCCUGCAGGGGUCCUCUGACCCCUUCUGCAUCACCAGCUUCUCAUCCUUCAGGACCCAGCGCAGGCAUCCUCAUCUCCAGGCAUCCUGUUUGCUCUCUCCCAGCUGGGUCUCAUGCCCUCCACAACCCCAGGUCCUAUGACGUCCUAUGUUCCCAGUUCUCAUCACACUGGCCCAUGAAGCUGAGAACACCCCAUGGCUCAACCACCCCCAGACUCGAGUUCUCCUAGGCCUACUCUAGACCAUAUGGCACCUCUGUGUGUGACUUUUUCUCCAUGUCUGCUCUCCCCUUUGUAAGACACCACUCAAAAGCAUUUAGGAUCAGAACUCACUCUACUCUGCUGUGACCUCAUUAACAUAACAAAAGAAAAACUCUUUCCAAAGGGUCACAUUUACAGGCUUCAACAUAUCUUUUUGGGGAGACAGAAUUCAAUCCAUAAUAGCCUGAGAGGGGGACUGAUGAAGCUUUUGCAGCAUGCUGCACUGUGAGUAAUGAAGUCCUUUGUCUCUGACCCAGGAAACUGGCAGGUUCACUUAGCUGGCAAGAAGGAUAAAAUCUCAGACUUUCUGCAGUUAUUGGCAAGGAUGAGGGAAGAAAGUGAAAAGGCACAGAAACAUGAAGUUCGGGUGUGCUGUAUGCAGGGUAACUGGUCGUUUCAAGAUGGCUUGAGCAUAAAGUCUGAGGCAAGGAGUGGUGGGAGGUGAGGCUGAGAGGCAGGUCCAGCCAGGCUCUGAAUGGUCUUGGCUGGCACCACACACACACACAUACACACACAACAUUUGCUAUUAAGUGGCUUCCAACUUAUGGUGACCCCAUGUGUGUCAGAGUAGAACUGCAUUCCAUAGGGUUUACAAUGCCUGAUUUUUUUCUUCAAAAGUAGAUCUCCAGGCCUUUCUUCCAAGGCACCUUUAUGUGGACUCAAACCUCCACCCAGAGUCUAUAAUUUCUCCACCCACAUGGAGUUGGACUGGAGGGGGCCAGGCUGGAGGCGGAGGACUGAAGCCUGUUAGAGCAGUCCAGGGGAGAAGAUGAAGCCUGACUUUGGGCAGGGGAGCAGGGGCGGGAAGGAGGGUCAAUAUGAGAAACGUUGACGGUGUAAACCAGCAGAAUAGGGUGGUUGGUUGGAGGGAGUGAGGGAGGGAAAGGAUCCUAGAUGAUUUCCAGAUACCUAGCUUGGAUGCCAAGGUGGCGGCUGUGCCAUCAGUUAUGAUAGAGGGGAACACAGGCCUGAAAUUAAGUCGGCGUUGGGUGUGAGGUGCACAGACUUGAAAUACCAUUUCCCAUUAAAAGAAACCAAGGUUUCCUUCCAGCUUUGGGACAAAGAACGUACAAGAUGAGAAUGGAACGUUUGAUAUGCCAGAUAGCAAGGAAGCAAUCGAAGCUAACAGUGGGCCAUGCCAGUCAAAAGGGACCAGGGGCCAACCUGGAGGUCUCCACUGGCCAGAGGUGAGCAGUUUGGCUUCAGUAAGGAUAAGAACUGCAAUGGAUUGAAGCUCAUCGGGUAAGUUUAAACCCAUGAGUUCAUAAUGAUAUCUGAAAAUUAAUUGGUCACAUUCUGAGGAUGAAAAGGAACCAAUUCAGGAAACUAGGUAAAUUAAGAGGACAGAGCCAGGCAUUUUUCCUGCCUUUCGUGUUAUCAGCUCCACCAGCAGGUAACCAAAUACAGAUAAGGGGAAAUGUCUCCUUAUAGAGUUAUUCCAGCUGAUAAAACAAAAUGAUAGAAUUAGAAUUUCACCAUUGUGCAACCGUCCAGUGAAUGGAUGGAUCUAGGCGUUCAGCACUGAUGACUACUAACAUCAAAAAGAGCCCAAACCAGGCAGUGUGCUCCUGAUUAAAGAACACCAAACCGAAAAAACCAAACCCAUUGCUGUUGAGUUGAUUCCGACUCAUAGUGACCCUAUAGGACAGAGUAGAACUCCCCCAGAGGGUGGAUUCGAGCUCCUGACCUUUUGAUUAGCGGCCGGGCUCUUAACCACCGUGCCACCAGGGCUCCAAUUAAAGAACACACCACCACCUAUAAUCUUGCCAAAGGGAUCAGACCAAAGUCUGCUCAAAUGUCCGGAUCCAGCGGCUAUGAGAUCCAGGGAUUGGAAGAAGUUGCUCGAUAGCCCUGUGAGUCUGCAACCAGUAAAACCCACACUGGGAACUCGGCAGAGCAACAGCCUGGGCUCUUCACCAGAUGAAUUUAAGGAAACAAGACUGAAAAGACAUUAUCUUUUUUUUUAAGUGGGCAAAGCUAAACCAUAGUGCUUAGGAAUGCACACCCGGUGAUGAAAUUAUAAGGAGAGUGGUUAUUUUUAAAGCUGGGGGGCUGUGACUGAGAGGGGGACACAAGAAGAGGCUUCUGGGGUGGCUAGCAAAGAACGAUAUCUUGACCUGGGUGUAGUUACAAGGGUAAACCCAUUGUCAUCGAGUCGAUCCCAACUCACAGCGACCCUAUAGGUCAGAGUGGAACCGCCCUACAGAGUUUCCAAGAAGUGCCUGGUGGAUUCAAACUGCCAGCCUUUCGGUUAGCAGAUGUAGCUCUUAACCACCAUGCCACCAGGGUUUCCAGUUAGAAGGGUUAAAAAAAAAAAAAUCUGUUACUGUCAAGUCGAUUCCAACUCCUAGCCACCCAGUAAGACAGAGUAGAACUGCCCCAUAGAGUUUCCAAGGAGCACCUGGUGGAUUCGAACUGCCAGCCCUUUGGUUAGCAGCUGUAGCACUUAACCACUAUGCCACCAGGGUUUCCGUUUACAAAAUGUUUGUUUUCCAUGGCUUUAUUUUAUAACGGAAAGGUAAAAAAGUAGAAUUUGUACAUAAUUAUGUAAAUAUAUAGGCCCUGGGUGAGCCAAAUGAUUAACGCACUUGGAUGCUAACGGAAAGUCUGGAGGUUUGAGUCCACCCAGAGGCACCUCAGAAGAAAGGCUUGGCAAUCUACUUUCAAAAAAUCAGCAUUGAAAAUCCUCUGGAUGGGCCCAGAUAGAAUGGGAGAAAAAUGUGGAACAGAACCCAAAUUCUUAAAAAGUCCAGACUUACUGGACCAGUUGAGACUAGAGGACUCCCUGAGACUACUGCCCUGAGAUACUCUUUAAACCUUGAACUAAAACUAUCCCGAGGUCACCCUUUAGCAAAAUAACAGAUUGGCACACAAAAUAAAGGCUAUUACCAGUGAGUACAGUGCACCAGUAAAAAAACAUCUAUAUGGGCCCAAAAGGUCAAUAAUUACUCUAAAGCAAAGACGAGCGGACAAGGGGGCCAGGACAAGCAGAGUACUGGAAACAGAACAACCAGAAUGCAAUUAAUGAGAACGUUGACAUAUUGUGGGAAAUGUAAAUAAUGUCAGUGAACAAUUUGUGUAGAAACUGUUACAUGGGAGCCUAAUUUGCUGUGUAAACUUGGAUCAAAAACACAAUAAAAUAUUAUAUGUAUAUUGAAAAAAAGGAAAACCCUGUGGAGCACAGUUAUACUCUGGCAUGCACGGGGUUGCCAUGAGGCGGAGUCAACCUGACAGCGACUGGACUUGGUUUUAUGUAAAUAUACAGAAAGGGGAUAUGAUGAGAAUCAGCUGACAUUUGAGACUUCUGGGGAGGAAAGGCAGCCGUAUUUGCUCUGGACGUUUCUGUCCUGUGUAACUCUUGUGCUACAAGAACAUGUUUGUGGAUUUGGGAUAUAAUUAGGAAAAAAAAGUAGUGGUCGUCGUCGACGCACUAGAAAGGUCAGCCUUACUAGAAAUCUAAGUAGCAUAGUGGCUUAGAAGGUUAUGAACUGUCAUUUACUUGAGAAAUGAAAAGUAACUACUUUUUAACCUUUAGAACCCUGAACACUCAAGUUUCUGUAUUUACUAAAAAAUGAAGUAUACUUUCAUUCUACAGAGAGAACAAAAUGAAAAGAGAGAACCAGGGUCACAAGAGUAGUUAACAGCACUAGAGGACAGAGCCCAGUUGCCGGCGAGUCAGUUCUGGCUCACGGUGACCCCAGGUGUAUCAGAGUAGAACUGUGCUCCACAGGGUUUUUUCAAGAGCUGAUUUUUCAAAGAAAUAGAUCACCAGACCUUCCUUUCAAGAUGCCUCUCGGUGGACUAGAACCACCAACCUUUCGGUUAGCAGCUGAGCGCGUUAAGCACAAUUUUUACAAUCUGCAUCUUGAGGCCUUUUAAGAUAUUCCCUUGAAAAUGUUACAUUUCAGUAGGGUGUUUCUCUUCCUUGCACACCAGCCUUGUCUUCAGGCUUACUUGCUGAGUAUCGGCCGUAGCUCCAGCAGUAUGCCUCUUAUAUUUGUUGCCUAAAAUCUCAGAGUCCAAAAAAAUCCGUAGGACAGUAAGGGUUCUUGGUAAAUCCUGAAGCCAUUUGACUCACCUUGUGAAGACCACCUCAUUGAGAAAGGAUAAUCUGUUCAUGCCAAUGAAAAAUAGGCCCAGAUUAGAAACACCACCACCCUUGAAUUUGUCAGACGCCACCCUAAUUGCCAGUAUCUGCGGUUUCCGGUCCAUAACUCCAAACUUCAGUGACUUCCAUUAUUGCUAAAUAGGACAGGUGUCUACAUAAGGAACUCUGGUGGUGAAGUGGUUAGGCACUCAGCUGCUAACCACAAAGUUGGUGGUACGAACCCACCAGUGGCUCUGUGGAGGAAGACCUGGCAAUCUGUUCCCAAAACCCUAUGGGGCAGUUUUACUCUGUCCUGUGAGGUCGCCAUGAGUCAGAAUUGACUUGACAGCACACAAUAUCCCUAUGUAAAGACAGGUGGCCAUAUGUGUUGGAAUUUGAUGCUGCUUUUUCUUUUUUCUCUCUAGAGAUCUAUCUAGAUAACAGCCAUCUAGCUAUAAUGCUUUUUGUUUUUAAUUGGGCUUUAAGUGAAAGUUUACAGUUCAAGUCAGUUUCUCAUAUAAAAACUUAUACACACAUUGUUAUGUGACCCUAGUCGCUCUCCUUACAAUGACAGCACACUCCUCUUUUCCACCCCAUAUUUCUCCUGUCAAUUCAACCAGCUCCUGACCCCCUCUGCCUUCUCAUCUAGCCUCCAAAAAGGAGCUGCCCGCAUAGACUUCUGUGUCUACUUGAGCUAAGGACACAUUCCUCACCAGUAUCAUUUUACAUCUCAUAGUCCAGUCUAAUCUUUGUCUGAAGAGUUGGCUUAGGGAAUAGUUUUUUCGUUUUGGGCUAACAGAGUCCAGGUGCCAUGACCUCUGGGGUCCCUCCAGUCAGUCAGACUAUUAAGUCUGGUCUUUUUACUAGAAUUUGAGGUCUGCAUCGCACUUUUCUCCUGUUCCAUCAGGGUUCUCUGUUGUGUUCCCUGUCAGGGUGGUCAUUGGUGGUAGCCGGGCACCACCCUGUUUUUCCGGCCUCAGGCUGAUGGAGUCUCUGAUUUACAUGGCCCUUUCUUUCUCUUGGGCUCAUAUUUUGUCUUUCGUGUUCUUCAUUCUCCUUUGCUGCAGGUGGGUUGAAACCAAUUGAUGCAUCUUAGGUGGCUGCUUGCUAGCUUUUAAGACCCCAGACACCACUCACCAAAGUGGGAUGCAGAACAUUUUCUUAAUACACUGAUAUACCAAUUGACCCAGAUGUCCCCUGAAACUAUGGUCCCCAGACCCCUGUCCCUGCUACUCUGUCCCUCAAAGUGUUUGGUUGUAUUCAGGAACGGUUCCUUAGCUUUUGGAUUAGUCCAGUUGUGUUGACUUCCCCUGUAUUGUGUGUUGCCCUUCCCUUCACCUAAAAUAAUUCUUGUCUACUAAUUAGUGAAUACCCCUCUCCCUCCCUCCGUUCCCGCCCUUGUAACCAUCAAAGAAUGUUUUCUUCUGUGUUUAAACCUUUUCUUGAGCUCUAAUAAUAAUGGUCUUAUACAAUAUUUGUCCUUUUGCAACUAAUUUCACUCAGCAUGCCUUCCAGAUUCCUCCAUGUAAUGUUUCACAGAUUCAUUGUUGUUCUUUAUUGCUGUGUCAUACUCCCUUGUGUGAAUAUACCAUAAUUUAUUUAUCCAUUCAUCUGUUGAUGGGCACCUUGGUUGUUUCUACAUUUUUGCUAUGGUAAACAAUGCUGCAACGAACAUGGGUGUGCAUAUAUCUAUUCGUGUAAAGGCUCUUAUUUCUCUAGGAUAUAUUCCAAGGAGUUGGAUUGCUGGAUCGUAUGGUAGUUCUAUUUCUAGUAAGGAAGCACCAAAUUGAUUUCCAAAAUGGUUGUACCAUCUUACAUUCCCACCAGCGGUGUAUACAUGUUCCAGUCUCUCCACAACCUCUCCAACAUUUAUUAUUUUGUAUUUUUUUGUAUUAAUGCCAGCCUUGUUGGGGUGAGAUGGUAUCUCAUUGUAGUUUUGAUUUGCAUUUCUCUAAUGGCUAAUUAUCAUGAGCAUUUCCUCAUGUAUCUGUUAGCCACCUAAAUGUCUUCUUUGGAGAAGUGCCUGUUCAUAUCCUUUGCCCAUUUUUUAAUUGGGUUGUCUUUUUGUUGUUGAGGUUUUGCAGUAUCUUGUAGAUUUUAGAGAUUAGAUGCAGAUUGGAUUUGUCGUAGCCAAAAAUUAUUUCCAAGUCUGUAGGUUGUCUUUUUACUCUUUUGUUGAAGCCUUUGAAUGAGCAUAAGUGUUUGAUGUUUAGGAGCUCCCAGUUAUCUAGUUUCUCUUCUGGUGUUUGUGCAUUGUUAGUAAUGUUUUGUAUACUGUUUAUGCCAUGUAUUAGGGCUCCUAGCAUUGUUCCUAUUUUUAAUUCCGUGAUCUUUAUCAUUUGAAAUUUUAUAUUUAGGUCUUUGAUCCAUUUUGAGUUAGUGUUUGUGUGAGGUAUGGGUCUUGUUUCAUUUUUUUGCAGAUGGAUAUUCAGUUAUGCCAGCUAUAACGGCUUUUUAAAAACAGCUUGACUGAGCUAUAAUUCACAUACCCUAUAAUUCACCGUUCAUACAAUUCAGUGAUGUUUAGUAAAUUCAGAGUUGUGUGACGAUUACAAUUUUAGAGCAUUUUCACCCCCAAAAGAAACUGUACCCAGAAAGCAGUCAUUUCCCAUUUCCACCUCCCCCAACUCCUAAAAAAAAAAACCAGCUAAUUGCUGCAAAGUCGAUUCGAACUCAUGCGUCAGAGUAGAACUGUGUUUUGUAGGGUUUUCAAUGGCUGUGAUCUUUUGGAAAUAGACCAGAAGGCCUUUAUUCCGAGGCACCUCUGGGUGGACUCGAACCCCCUCACCUUUUGUCUAGCAGCUAAAUGCUUAACUGCUUGCACCACCCACCCAGGGAAUCCCUUCAAUCCUUGGCUGUUUUCCGUCUGUAUAAAUUUGCCUAUUCUGGACAGUUCACAUAAGCAGAAUUGUGCAGUAUGUAGUCUUUUGUGACCGGCUUCUUUUACUUGGCAUGAUGUUUGCAGGGUUCAUCCACGUUGUAGCAUGUACCAGGAUGUCACUGCUUUUUAUUGCCAGACAAUAUUCCAUUGAAGGAAUAUGGUGAGUAGAACUCUUACAAGUCUUUUACAAGCCCACCACGACCACCUCCCUGUUUAGGGCACUGAGCCAAGGGAACAAAGGGAAGUCAGGCAGCCUCUGCCCUCGGGGAACACACGUGGAGCAAGGCCAGCCCCCUGCACAUGCUGUAACAGAGGCAAUGAAACACACAGAUGGACAGAGGAAAUGGUCCUUCUGACUGGCGGGGAGAGAGAAAUGAGGAAAGGUUCAGAAUAAGAAGAGAUAAACAUUGAGGAUCUAUAGACAUAAAGGGAAAGGCGUUCCAGGGUAGAGGCACAGCAAGAAGCAAAGGCAGGAGGCUGGAAAGUCCAAGGCGUGUACAAAAAAAAAAACCCAAACCCAUUGCCACGCGUUAAUUCUGACUCACAGUGACCCUAAAGAACAGAGUAGAACUGCCCCGUGGGGUUUCCAAGGAACGUUUGGUGAGUUCCAACUGUCAACCUUUUUGGUUAGUAGCUGUAGCUCCUAACCACUGCACCACCAGGGUAUAGACAGUAUGAAACAGAGGUGAGUCAGUCAGUGGGGAGAGGCAAUGAGGCACCUAGGAGGGGCCAGGAGUACAUAUCACAAAGUUAGGGGCCAGAAAUGAAUACUUGGGUUCAGUUAUUAAUCUUUAUUUUUUAAGACUUGUCCAUUGUUGCAAAAUGAAAUAAAUCAAUCAAAAUUGUAAUAUUUUCUAAAAAUAGGUUUUCAUUUUGGGCAUAAGACCCUCUUCAAUAAAAUCAUUCUGAAGACUCCGGUUUCAGCUAUGACUCGCCUCAAAUUCCUUCGAGCAAAGACUCUUCCACGGGCUACGGAAGCCCAAGUGGACUUCUUUCUCCUUAAAACAAGCGGGCAAAAGAACCUCGUAAAAAGCAAAUAAGCCUCCCAAUACAGAGCUUUACUUGCCCAAAUUUGUAGAUUUUCAAAGUGUCACACAUGACCUGCAGAAGGUUGGGCAAAUAGGUAAAGGUGAGCAAGCCACCUUCGGAGAGAAAAGUCUGGAGCGUGGCCCAGGAGUGGCCCAACUGCAUUCCCUAGGAGCACCGGGAGCAGGUGGGGUCAGCUUCCUCCUGGCUCCACCUCUUCAGUCUCAGGUUAGUCUCAUGUUCUAAGCGGACGUGUUCACACUCAGAAAAGCAUCAGGAAGGCAGCUUUUCAGUAGUAACCAAGGCACACCUUGUCCAUGGCCAACUUUAUUCUGUAAGAGACAGGAAAAAGAAGUUUGUGAACCAUGUCAACUCUGAAGAAAUGACAAACAUAAUCCAACACAGAGCAGGUAGUAGUCUAUGUGGGAGUCACACAACAAUUAUCACUGAAAAUGCAGCUAUUCUGAAUUCCACUGGCAGAUAUAUCUAGAACAAAGUUGGAGGGAGGAGACACUGACGCUUGGAAUACACUUCAAAAGCUGACUCACCUGUCAACUGGGUAAGGUUUUUCACAAAGGUUGACCAGCACGUACAAAUGUCUCAAAGCAUACUCGUACUGGAAGCAAACAUACAAAAAAAAAAAAAAAGACAGGUAUCAUCAUUUCACCACCCCAUCAACUCUUCAUCCUUACUUAGGAGCACUCUACCUUCCCAGUUACAGAAGUAAACCAUCUGGGCCGGGGCUUCUUGACCUUUUUUGGGCCAUGGAUCCUUUCCCCACCUCUUGGUAAUCUGGUGAUGUGUGUGAACUGUCUCUCAAGAAAAAUGCACACAGGCAAGGGUUUAUACACAACUGCAGGCGGGUGGAAGGCCCCCAACACCCUCUCAGUCCUAGGUACAUAUUACCAAUGAUAAGAUAUACCAAAAAAAAAAAAAUAUAUAUAUAUAUAUAUAUAUGUCAUAAAUUGGGGACUACCUGUACUUAGAAAAAUGGGUGGUGGGCCAAUGGCUGCAGCUUGCCCACCCUGCUCUAGAGGGACCCGAGCAUCCCACGGUACUCACCAGAAGGCUUUUUAGCUGCCCAUCAGCCCUGAUGUUCUACCAUCUGCAACAAGUUAGCGCUUUCUUCUCCUCUGUGGGUGGGGCCUGAUUUUGACCAUAAAUCUUGGGGAGGGUUCAGAGUAGGCCCAGAAGGAAGAAAACAUGGUGGCUGGUGUGGGGGUUGGUACUGAGGGAUGGGGCUUGGCAGGGACGGCAAGAGAAUGAUAAGAAGUCACUGCCCUUCAAAGCCAGAUAUAAACAGGGGCUGAAUCAUAUAGGACUCUGGUCAACUCUUUUACACACUGGGACAAUUAAGAGUGUCUGGGGCCAGGACUGGUGGCAUAGCGGUUAAGUGCUACAGCUGCUAACCAAGAGGUCGGCAGUUUGAAUCCGCCAGGUGCUCCUUGGAAACUCUAUGGGGCAGUGCUACUCUGUCCUAUAGGGUUGCUAUGAGUCUGAAUCGACUCGACGGCAGUGGGUUGGUUUGGGGCCAGGACUUGUGUCCAGUGAACUUGGACAGCCCUCUGCCGUUCACCCCUAUCAAAGGUCUCUCAAAUACGCUCCUCGUAUCCUCAGCUUGAGUGGAGCUUCAGCCUUCUACAAGGUAACAGUUAAGCCUGCAUUGUGUCCUCACAGAAUACAUGUUGGAAUCCUAAUCCCUAUACUGUGGAUGUAAUCCCAUAUGCGAACAGGGUUUUUUUUAUGUUAAUGAGGCCACAGCAGUGUAGGCUGUGUCUUAAGGCAGUCACCUCUGAGAUAGAAAACGAGGAAACUGGGCACAGAAACCAGGAAGCACAGAUGAGGGAAGAUAGACACCACACUACAGGAAGAACACAAGCUGAAGGGGACAAGGACCUUCUCACAGAGCCAACAGAGAGAAGUCUUCCCCUAGAGCUCCUAAGUAAAGGAUGAAGAGCCUACUGAACUGUGAGAGAAUACAUUUGUUUGUCAGAGCCUCCCACGUGUGGUAUCUAGGACACUUAGGCAGCGAUGCACCUGACGCGAUUCCCACUGGGUGAUACUAAUUUAGCUUUUGGAUCAAGGUGCCAGAAAGGCCCAGGUCGGCGGGCGGAAGGCGCGGCGCGGAGCCAGCGGGCAGGUGCGGCCUUACCGUGGCGGAGUGCCAGUUGAAGCAGUGUGUGCGGAAGUGCACAGCAGCCUCCUGGUAGCAGGCGUGCUCCGUGAGCUCCGCUCUCUGAGAGAGGAGCUGCUCCACCUCAGCGCUGGACGUCGCCAGCAAGGAGACGAUCUUUCCCACAGACUUCUCCAUGACAUGUCUGGCCUGUGAAGACACGCGGCUUUUGUGAGGCAUAUCUUAUAUUACCACAGUCCCUCCUGGAGCCCUGGUAAGGUCAGAAAGGCAUUUCAAGGCUUUUCUUCACACCAUCCAACACGUGAAACAGAUGCCAAUAUUGAGCUUUUGUUUAUGGGGACGGAAAAUCUGCCAAAGGAGAUGGGUGACGGUCACACAUGACUGAUGUCAUUGAUCUCACUGGAUUGUAUAUGUGAAAACUGUUGAAUUGGCAGAUGUGGUGCUACCUGUAUUUUCACAAUAAAAAUUAAAAAAAAAAAAAAAAAAGGCAUGCCAACAAUUAAAAAAUCAAUGUGUUCUGAGGAAGGCAAGUGAGGCUUCUGUAACAGCUCGGAGUCUUCAGGAAGACCUUGCCUUUUCGGGAUCUUCUGGCUUUUGGAAAUAUUUCAGACUAAAUACUCUUUAGCAGCAGGCCUGUCCAGCUCCGUGGAAAGGGACCUGAGGAAACCGUGCCAUAAAGCCGACCGCUGUCCGAUGACCAGUGCUGUGUGUCCAAACGCAUUGCUACCCAUUCAGGGAAUCAAAUGGUUAGAUGGAGGGGACAAAGAGGAAACCGUUUCCUCCCAGAUGCUGAAAAAUGGCACCAUGAGGAGGAAACUGCUUCCAUGUUAACCGUGUUUUACAAGCCUCCCCAGUCAGGGUUUUUCAUCUAUCUCUGAAUUCAACGAACACUCGCUGCCUAGUGGAUGUUGGACCAGCCCUUCUCAAAGCGUGGCCUGAGGAGCUUUGGAGGUCCCCAAGGCCUCUUGGGGGCGGGGGCAUAAAGUGUCCUCUUUCCCAACUGCACAUCUGUGUGAGGCUGGAUUUUCUUCAUAUACUUCAACCAAAAGAACGUUACUGCAGCAAAGAGAACUCAGACACAGACACAAGAAUCCGGCUGCCUUCUACUGAGCUGGGUUGCAAAAAUGUCAAGAAACCAAUGUCACUCCUCUCACCAAAAUUGUUUUUAUAUUGGAAAAUUAUUAUUUUUCAUACAAAAUUAAUGCCAAUGGCUUUAUCAUUGCUGUUUCUAAGCAUGUUAGUAAAUAUUUUUAAAUCUCAGUUUUAAUUUCUAAUGCGGUAAAAAUCAAUAGAUAGAAACUCACAUCAACAAAAGCUCUUUGAGAUCAAUAAUUUGAAGGGUGUAAACAGAUCUGAGACCAAAAGUCUGAGAACCUCUGUGCUAUGUGUGUUUGACACCAGCUAAAAAUAAAGUCCUGGCUAAUCAGGUUGCCACACUCAAGGUACUAACUUUCAGGAUAAUUAGAUAUACGCGUUUAAAACAAACCACAUA
Loxodonta africana (African savanna elephant) is the source of this 19575-nucleotide messenger RNA. It is a transcript of the gene RIN3, whose product is annotated as Ras and Rab interactor 3. Gene Ontology annotation, biological process: vesicle-mediated transport; signal transduction. The record is from RefSeq and is a predicted model, not a curated record. Gene Ontology annotation, cellular component: cytosol; endocytic vesicle. Lineage: Eukaryota; Metazoa; Chordata; Mammalia; Proboscidea; Elephantidae. Gene Ontology annotation, molecular function: guanyl-nucleotide exchange factor activity; small GTPase binding. Bases 67 to 3114 code for a protein of 1015 amino acids. The transcript has 10 exons.